CAGAAAAAAAAAGAGAAGAAAAAGCUGAAAAGCCAUACUGGCGCCUCCAUUUUCAAAGUGGACUACCUUUCUCCCACACGAGCCGAGCUCCGAGCUGUGCGUACGCAGUACUACUACGCAUAGAGGUAAAUCAAUUGGUUGUUCGAUUGCUAAGCUUUAGGGUUUCUGUGAAUCGCGAAGAGGAGGAGAAUGAUUCUCAGAACGCCACCAUUGCGGAAGCGAAGGGCGGAGUCGGAGGCGAAGCCGGUGGAGGAGAACAGCCCCAUUUCGAACCGUCAGCAGCUGGUAAUCUAUGAGGAUGAUCCUUCGGCGCCGGAAUCUUCUCACGAUCAUCCUUUCACCUCCGAACAGAUGCUCUGCACGUAUCAAUGCCGUCAAAUGGUGAAAUCAGAGUUUCUGGAUGCCUUAAGCAGUGCAGAAAAGCAAGCGCAGGAUUAUCAGUCCAAAUUUGAAGCUUUAAAUGAUGAAUUGCGCAAAGCUGAUGCUGAAAGGAAGAAAUUUCGUGAUCAAUUCCUCUAUGCUGAACAAGAACUGGCUGCUGCUAAAAGGCGUGAAGAAUCACUGCAGGAACAGCUCUUGAAGGAGGUUGAUUCAUCUGAGGAACGACUUAGAAAGCAACUGCAGUUAUACAAUGAACUUGAGGUGAAGUUCCAACAUGAGACAAAUCUUCGUGCAAAAGCAGAGUCUGCAGCAGCUGCAGCAGAAGAAAAAGCAAGCCACUGUGAGAGGGAAUUCAGCAGUUUGUCUGAUAGAAUAGAAAGAGAGAAAAGUCGCCUGCAUAAUGAACUUGAACAGCUAAAAUCAGAAUCCAAAACUUCUGUCUCUAGAAUAAGUAAAAAUUUUGAAAGAAUGGAGUGCAGAGCUGUCAAUGCUGAAAAGGAGUCAGUCUUGUUAAAGGAACAGAUGGAAGAACUUAGAGUGCGACUCAAAGAGUGCAUGGAACAAAAAAGUGAAAUGGAGAAGAAGUUGUCAAGUAUCACAUUUCCAGAAGGUUCUUCUGCAGAUAACAAUAUCUUGGUUAAGCAUUUGCAAGAAGAACUAAGGAACUAUGAGGCUGAAGUGCGUGAAGCCAGAAAGUUAAAAUCAUCUCAUGAAAACAUUGAAUUGUUGAAGGAAAAAUUACUUGAAGAAAAGGGUCGGAGGGAUAGGGCAGAGGCGGAUUUACUUAAAUUAGCAGAUAUUCAGCUGACUGUUAAAAAGCUUGAGGAUGAAUUGUCUACAUGGAAAUCAAUGGUGCUAGAAAUCCCUGGCGUCUCAUGUGCUGAUGAUAUACCUCGUAAAUUUGCCUCUCUACAGAAAGAGGUUCUUGAUAGCAUGAUAAAAAUGGGAGAGGCUCAGGCAAGUUUGAAACAAAUGGAGGUUGCUUUGGACAAUGCAAAGCUUGAUAAAAGCAACGCAGAAGCUGAGGUUAACCUGGCAAAGGAGAAGGCAGAAAUAUUGAAGUCAGAGUUGAAGAGGACUGAAUUGAUGCUUGCUUCUGUUUCUGAGGAAAGAGACCGAUUAAAACAUAUUGUUGAAGAGCCAAGGACACAAAAGAGCGUGGAUACUGGCAUUGAGGUCUCAGGUGGAAAAGUUGUUCAGGAGCUUGAAUUAUCUCUUGCUAAGAAGGAAAACAUUAUAAAGGAACUAGAGAGCAGUUUAUCUGAACAAAAGGAAGUUAAUGGUCGUCAGCUUAAUGAACUGAAGUUACUGAAUGACAGGCUGAGUAGUGAAGCAAGGAGAAUAAAGUCAUUAGAGAGGGAGGGUGACCGUUUACGAUCUGAGAUUGCUCUAUUGGAAUCCAAGCUGGGGCACGGUGAUUAUUCAUCAGCGAACACAAAAGUUCUGCGAAUGGUUAACACCCUGGGAGUUGAUAAUGAAACAAAACAAACUAUAGAGGCUCUGCAGAAUGAGUUGCAGAAGACUAAGGAGAAGUUACAGGCCGUUGAAGAAUUGAAGAAACAAUCGGAUUAUCCAGCAGAUGCUGGAACACUGGUUGACUCUUAUAUUUCUGGAAAGAUUCUGCAGCUCAAAGAGCAAGUUGCAACACUAGAGAAACGGGAAGAGAGAUACAAGACAGUUUUUGCUGAUAGAAUCUCAGUCUUCAGAAGGGCCUGCUGUGAACUUUUUGGGUACAAGAUUGUGAUGGAUGAUCACCAGCGUGCAGAUGGAAUUCCAGUGACACACUUUACACUUCAAUCUAUCUAUGCUCAAAGUGAUGAUGAAAAACUUGAGUUUGAAUAUGAAUCUGGGAAUACAAACAUUUUGGCAAAUCAAUACACCUUGCAGGCGGAUAUAUCUCGUCAGGUUGAAAUAUUUGUUCGUAAGAUGAACUCGAUUCCUGCUUUCACAGCAAACUUGACUGUGGAGUCUUUCAACAAACGAACUUUGUCUUGAAUUUACAAUAUGGUUGUCUUCUUUUUGGUGUAAACAGCCUAGACAAGAGAAAACAGCUUUAUGCACCAGCAACUUAAAAGCGUGAAUAGAAGAAAAAGUAAAGUGGUCACAAUUUUCUGUUAAUUUGAUGUAUUAAAUGUAUCACGCCAGGAACUUUAACAUGAUUGGUGCCAUAGUUCUGCACGACUGAUGGCUUGUUUCAAUGUGCAUGUGACCACCACUGGAGAUUUUCUCUCAGACGACAUAAACCUUUCUUGAUCUUCUAUUUAAAGAAAUGAACGUGUGGGCACAGCUUAUCAGUAGUCCACACAUUAUUUUUCA
Ipomoea triloba (trilobed morning glory) is the source of this 2697-nucleotide messenger RNA. RefSeq names its product mitotic spindle checkpoint protein MAD1. The record is from RefSeq and is a predicted model, not a curated record. The transcript is spliced from 17 exons. Gene Ontology annotation, cellular component: mitotic spindle; kinetochore; nuclear envelope. NCBI's taxonomy places the organism in Eukaryota, Viridiplantae, Streptophyta, Magnoliopsida, Solanales, Convolvulaceae. Gene Ontology annotation, biological process: mitotic spindle assembly checkpoint signaling; attachment of mitotic spindle microtubules to kinetochore. Bases 190 to 2376 code for a protein of 728 amino acids.